GCACCGGGAGACCGCUGUGGAUCUUCUGCAGGAGGACCUGGAUGCCGCAAGGCCAGAAGCUUUCUCCCCAGACCCGGAGGAGGACCGUCCAGGGGAGCCUUUGAACGACGUGUUGGCUUGGCUGAAUGUGGCAGAUCUCGAGGAGGAAAUUCGUUCGAUAAUCAUUUUGCGGGCUGCUGUCGCACAGGAUGAUCCCCACAGUGCCUUCUUCCUUCCUCCUACCGCUGAUCGCGCUGAACGAGGCCGACGCCUCCAUGUUGUUUUGACUGCAACAGUCGUGCGUUGCAUUUACGCGGCGCGGAUGGAGCGAGAUGACAGAAUGCCGCUGUGUAACGGCCAGGGGAAAAUGUGGCGCCGUUUCGGCGGAGACCUCGAAGUCCGCCCCCCGGGUCACCCGGUGUUCUGGUGCUUCGCCAUGCUUUGCCUUUCGGAGCUUUGCGCAGCACGCCAGCGUCGCCAGAUCGUGUUGUUCUUGAGGCGGCGCCUGUCGGAGAGUCCGCGGAUCCUGAGGAGGAGGAGUGGAACCGCCGCUUUCGUCGUACAGGGGCCGCUGGCCGAAUGGCUCCUGACUAAGUUCAUUGACAGAGACUUUGCUGGGCUUUCAGCAUCGGAGAUCCUCCAGAGGAUGCGGGGAGCGGUGACGUUGGUCUUCCUUGGUUUCAUCGGCAAGUGGCAUGCAGAGGUGCGGCUGAACACCAAGGAGUGUCCAUGCGGCUUGCAGUCCGAGGCGACUUCGACAGCCGAAGAUCUCGCGCUUUUCGAGACAUUUUUGAACUGCCCUUUGGGCAAUCAUGUGGAAACAGCAUUGGACAUUGACAUAGCCCCUCCAAGUCCAAGUGAGCCGCGUUCUGUGCAGAUGCCCAUCGCCUUGGGCCGGCCCGAUGCACCUUUGCAGGCCAAAUGGAAACACGUCAUGAAACGUGCCACAGCAACAACCAAGCAACUUCCUCCGGCAGUGCGUGACCCGGGGACGACGGACACCAGCACACCUAGAUCCAGUGGCUACGAGAGGGAGUCAUGGCCAUGGCAUCUGCCCAUGCAGGUCUAUGAGGAGAUCGUGUUUCAGCCCACGACGGCACCGCUCCUGUGCCUUGCCGGCAGGUUGGCAGUUCCGCCGGAGCCCGGCUGCAGGGAGACAUGGGAGAAGUGGAUGAAGUGGACGACUCCAAGGAAAAACGAUGUGGCCUCGGAUGCCACGCCUGAAGACGUCAUGGACCCGGCGCUGGAUCUGGCGAGGAGCCAAUCGACUUCCUCUCAGUCAGGCUGGCAAAGCCGUGCCUCAGAGGGCGAGGCUGCCAGCCUGGCGACCCCCCGCACCCUUCAGGCGUCGGUCUCGCCCUUUUCUGCGGUGUACGAGCUCCGGAACAAAGAGGCCAAGCGGCUUGUCGAGCAGAUCAAGGCUGAAACGCAGAGCACGCUGCCUUUCCUGACCUGCGAAUCCCGACCCAUCACAUACGAGGCGGAGGAGGCCAGCCCCGUGAUCAUGAAGUCGCUGCCGCCCAGGUUUGAGACCUUCGCGCGACCAGCUCAGGAGCGAAGGCGACAAAAGGACGGCGUCCCCAGUCUCUGUGGCCUGGAAGCUUCCUGGUGUCUUGGCUUCGGGGUUCCCGGGGUUCCUCUUGGGUCGUGGGCCGUUGGCCUGUCCAGCCGUUCCUGUCAGCCUUACGAAAGGUGUGCGUUGCUGGGUUGCACAGUUAGUGUUGUGACGGUGCGACACUGCUCGUGCAUCGCGGUGUGUACCGGCCGGAGUGUUGACUGGGACAAGUUGUCUUGCAGAUGCUUCUGGAUCCUCUGGCCGACGCAGCUCAAAGGAUGUAUUCCGGAGACGGCAUCAAUGCAAUGCAGCUGCAUGCCAUGCAAGUCAGUCGUUAGUUGCUGCCCUGCUCUGCGAGGCUGUGGGGGCGGUGUGAGAGAUAGCUCAGCAACAGGGUCCUGCCCGUGA
Symbiodinium sp. CCMP2456 is the source of this 1942-nucleotide messenger RNA. The record is from the annotation of a GenBank genome assembly. NCBI's taxonomy places the organism in Eukaryota, Dinophyceae, Suessiales, Symbiodiniaceae.